GCAGGUUUUGACAAGCAGCUCCACCCACCUUACGACGGCAGGCGGCAGCAACGACAGACCGACAUCUCUUCAAGGACUUGCACACUCUCAGGGACACGCCGGCUCGCAUUGACGCUCCAGCUCAUCCCCAUUGCUCCGCUCGGCAAACAUACCACAUCAUCACGUUCACCCAUGCAACAACGUCGUCGUUUACAUCCGGCGACUACCGCGGCUUCUGCUCUCGGGCCGAAGAAGAAGCAGCUGACCCCAAAGCCCAACGUUCUUCAAAUGAAGAAGAAAGGUAGCGAGAUGCGUUUCCCUAUCUAUCGCCACGUUUCGUCGCCGCAGUCUUAUCCAAGGUGCCAAUGUAGUCGUUGAUCCGCCAGCGGACAAGUCCACGAAAAAGAAAAAAGGGAAAUCCCCUACCAUCGAAGCCUUGGCGGCAGGGCCGCCCACGUCGGUAUGGGGCAUCACGAACGAACCCCAGUCCCGACAAACCAAACCCGAGCAGAAAAAUAUGAGUACGUUGCCUGUGAAAACCCCCAGCUGGCACUGCGGCACCCUCUCUGGAUCGUUGGACGACAGGUAGAGCUGUGCAUGGGGACGUGUGUCCCUUGAUGUGCGUGUCCACUAAAAUAUGCGACGAUGCGCAGACUUCAUCAGGAAAUCGUCGAUUAUGCGCGCUACACCCGCGCCAUCGUAUCUGAAAUGGCAGUGCACAUUGAAAAGACCAUCGAUUUGGUGCGCGCCAGUGUGCGCAAACUAUGGCCCGAUGCGACCGUGGAAACGUACGGAUCGUAUUCUACCGGGAUUUGGCUGCCCAGUAGCGACAUUGACCUUGUCAUCCUGGGAACGUCCGACGACGCAAGCUCCCAUCUCAAGUGCUUGGCGGCGUCGUUGAAGCAUGAGAAAUGGGUCGAGUCCAUCUUGCUGGUCGAGUCGGCCAAAGUGCCGUUGCUGAAACUCGUCAGUACGGACUCGUCGGUACCCAUUGACAUUACAUUCGAAACGGCCAACACGCACAGCGGGUUGCUGGCUCGGGACUUGAUCAAGUGUUUGGUGGACGAGUUGCCAGAACUGUAUCCGUUGGCGAUUGUGUUUAAGCAACUUCUUCGCGAACGGGGACUGAACGACGCGUAUACGGGCGGUCUGAGUUCGUAUUCAAUCGUGCUCAUGAUUGUGCACUUUGCCCAAUUGUGGAGGGCUGGAUCAAACGCGUUCAAUGCGGCGCUCGUGUAUGCAUCGGGGUCCCUUCCCACCGAAGCCAUCUCAAUUGACAUGUCAAGAGAACCUAAACUCAAGCAAGAAAGCCCAAAGAAGAAACCAAACCCGUUGUCGGAUAAGUCUGCUCAACCUCCUCUUCUAAAGCCCGUCGCGGGUACGAGUCCCCCCGCUGCGCCGCUGCCAAAGUCGUAUGCCGCCGUGCUCGAACCGACAAAGAACAGCGUCAUGUCGUACGCGGCGGCGGCGGUCGGUCCCGUCCCGCCCAUCACGUAUGCGACGAUGGCUGCCAAGGAAGCGUCGUUGUCACUACCAAGUCAUCACAAAACAGCAGACGACCACCAUGACAUUGUGAGCGAAUCCAGCAGCCAAGCCGACACGGAAGACACGUCGGCCGACGAAGCAUGCGACGACGAGACCGUGCGCGUCGUGUGUCUGGGCGCGCACGCGCGGCAGCUGCUCGAGUUCUUCGGGUGUGUGUUUGACUACCGCAAGAGCGGGCUGAGCAUCCGCAACGGGGGCUUCAUCUACCGCCUUCGGGACAUGACCGACUCGACCAUGCACGGGCUCCAUCUGCGGCUCGUGGUGGAGGACCCCAUCCACCCCGACCGCAACGUGAGCGCCGCGAGCUUUGCGUUUCAAAAGGUUGUGGCCCUCUUUGAAGACGCAUACUUCGCCCUCGAGUACUUUCGCCCGACGCGAUUUACCCCCACGCCACUGAGCGUGCUCUUGAGCUGCUCUGGACACCGAGGCACCCAUCGACGAUACGUCCAAGCCGCCGUGGGCGGCGACACCGCCACCACCGGGGACGAAGAGGAUGAUGAUAGGGACGACUAGUGUGAUUGUGUUGGGCGCGUUGUAGUUUAAAAAUUGGAACUAAAAUAAGUUAUGCACUACACUACCGAAUGUAUGGCCCACACGGUGAAACAAUAGUGCAAGACUGGAAGGGCUGCAAACACAAGUACCAUGUGCACGGCGGUUCUAAGUUGACAUGAGUGUUGGAUGGAGACAGGUGUGCGACCUACUCGAUGGCGUCGGGGGCGUGGCGAUAGUACGCUCGCAGUUCGUUGAGCGUAGUAGCACUGGCAUGGCUCGUGGUGGCGCCAGCAUCUGCUUCCUCCUCGAGUGCCAUAAGUUGUCUCUAGCGGGCAGUUGACCAGUACGUCGGAUCACGGAGAAUGCAGAGCACAGAGGACUUCGAAGGCCGUUACUCGUCGGACCAAUGGAGCUCGACGAAGAAGAAGCUGCCGUUUGUUCUAUCCGUUGGUUUUAUUGUUGCCAUGUGCGGUCUCUCGCGUCAGUCUCGCCCAACGCUUGCCCGCCACGAUCGUCCCCCAGCCGUCCACACAUGUAUCCAUCCAGUAGAAACAAGUGUGUCGGGUAAGUU
Aphanomyces astaci is the source of this 2587-nucleotide messenger RNA. RefSeq lists its product as hypothetical. Gene Ontology annotation, cellular component: TRAMP complex; nucleolus. Gene Ontology annotation, molecular function: mRNA binding; poly(A) RNA polymerase activity. The transcript is spliced from 4 exons. The record is from RefSeq and is a predicted model, not a curated record. Lineage: Eukaryota; Oomycota; Saprolegniomycetes; Saprolegniales; Verrucalvaceae. The coding region runs from base 625 to 2037 and encodes 470 amino acids. Gene Ontology annotation, biological process: RNA 3'-end processing.